Messenger RNA from Perca flavescens (yellow perch), 1707 nucleotides. It is a transcript of the gene dnajc4, whose product is annotated as DnaJ (Hsp40) homolog, subfamily C, member 4. The coding region runs from base 192 to 908 and encodes 238 amino acids. The transcript has 8 exons. Lineage: Eukaryota; Metazoa; Chordata; Actinopteri; Perciformes; Percidae. The record is from RefSeq and is a predicted model, not a curated record.
CCGGUUUUAAUCCAGCUAGCUUGAUGCAGUUGAGUCAACGGACCCACAGAACAGCUAGCUAGUUAUGAAACUGAGUCCUGCUGCCAGUCAGAUCACCUCUCAACAGAUGAGGGGAAAGUUGCUGACAGCAUCAUUUUCAAUGGAAACACACUAGAAAGGUCCUCUGUGGGGAAACUCAGACUUUGUCCAUCAUGCAUUUAGAGGCUCAGCUGCGUCUCUGUCAGAGUUGUCUGUGGGGCUGCAGGAUUGGGCUGCGCCUGCUCUCCCAGAGCUAUGCACACAGAAAAGCUGUGAACUACUACAAUCUUCUGGGAGUCAAAUCUGAUGCCUCCUUUGAGGAAAUAAAAAAUGCCUUUUUUGACAAAUCUAAGAAGCUACACCCAGACAGCGACCCAUCCAACCCAGCGCUGCACAACCAGUUUGUGGAGCUGAACGAGGCCUACCGAGUGCUGAGCAAAACGUCGAGCAGGAAGGAGUAUGACUUCAAAAUCGGACAUCCAUACAGCGGGGGCCAGGCCUUCAGAUCUGCCUCCAGUCGCACCAGCUACAGAUCUAGUACGGAGACCCAGGAGAACUUUCGUUACUGGGAGCAGUUUCGUCAGUCUCAAGCACAGGAGAUGACGGCAGAGGAGUGGCAGAGGAGGAGGAGGAGAAACUUCCGCCUGGUGGGCUACUGCUUCAUCACGAUGGUGCUCAGCAUCGGAGCCCACGUAGUCUUCUUCAGGAAACUGGAAGAAGUUCACAAUAACUUUAUGGACGAAAAAGAUCGAGUCAUCACAGACAUUUACAAUGAAUCCAAAGAGAGGGCCAGGGCCAACGGUUUUAAGAAACAGACUGAAAUCCUGCGGCAGAAACAUGCUGAGUUUCUGGAGAAAUACAAGAUCCCCAAGGAUGGAGAGGACAAGUAGGAGAGUCUCCAACUGUGCACUGUGAUAAUGGAGUUUCAAAUGGCAGCAGGUGAAAGGCAGUGGACUGGAUGUGGUACCUGUUUUAGGAUUUUUAGAGUUUUUUUAUUUAAGUGAAACAUGUUAAUGUGUUUGUCCUCAGUUGAGUACUUGAAGACACACAGAACAUGGGCGUGAUGUGGGAAUGUUUCAUCUGGUCAUACAAGUGUUUCUUAGUGACCAAGCCAAGCUUGCACAUCCGACUGCACCGGUCUGUUGAAGCAUUUAUACGUACUGUGAUGUGACGGUCAUAAGGAUCCGCCUACAGUAUGUACACAAACCAUAAUGAACACUGUUCAAACUGCCUCUUAUGAACUCACAGGAACAUGCUAUUUAUUGUCUCUGCCUCAUUGCUGUUAGCGGGGCUCACAGAUAACAGCAUGAGUUGAUCAAGUCAAGACGAGACAGACUAACUGUAAUGUCAAUAUGUUUCUUGCUGAAAAAAAGAUGUUGACCGUGUGUUGCUGUUUGAAAUGCAACGCAUAAUAAAAUGUCCUCCAUUUGUUAGAAACGGAGUCAGAGAAGAAAAUCAAUAUUAUCACAUGAAAAGAGUGACACACUAACUUAUUUAGAGUCAAACUGUUGUAUUAAUAAUGAGACUGAACAUGUUCACAUUGAAUACAAAGAAGUUUGCUGGUUAUUUCAACAUUUACCACUUUACCUCUGUUUUUAGAUUAGAGAUUGUUGUUGUUUUUCAGUUUUUGACUGCCUUAUCUAUUCCCUGAUGGGAUGUCAGAGGGAAAUGAUUAAAAGAUCAACUUUU